Messenger RNA from Laetiporus sulphureus 93-53, 1049 nucleotides. RefSeq lists its product as uncharacterized. The record is from RefSeq and is a predicted model, not a curated record. The transcript has 6 exons. NCBI's taxonomy places the organism in Eukaryota, Fungi, Basidiomycota, Agaricomycetes, Polyporales, Laetiporaceae. Gene Ontology annotation, molecular function: ubiquitin-protein transferase activity. Gene Ontology annotation, cellular component: Smc5-Smc6 complex; nucleus. Gene Ontology annotation, biological process: DNA damage tolerance; double-strand break repair via homologous recombination. The coding region runs from base 9 to 1049 and encodes 346 amino acids.
CACCAGCCAUGGUCACCUCUAACGACGUGCACCGCUUGUUCAUACAAGCCAUACUUUCGCGUAGAGUACUGUCGCGCACGUUGGCAGUGAAGAUCUGGGGGAAAAGCGUCGACGCGGUCAAGGCCGCGAACGAUGCAUUGGAGAUUCCCUUCUCCGACAACCGGAACGCAUGGGAUGACUUUGUGUCGAAGAUUAAUGACUUGUUGAAUCCGCUGAACUUGGAGUUGGCGCAGAUGUUCGACGAGAUAAGCGGCAAGGAGAUGUGUGUACUCGUGAAUCGCAAAGGAGAUUGGAUUGCUCAAGUGGCCACGGAGUACUCGGCCGUAGAGAUCGCGUACUUCAAGGCGGUUGUAGAGCAAAUCAUGCUAGCUCCAAACGAGUCCUUCUGCGUCUCUUCCAUGUCAGCCCUGCGGGAGGUCACUGCUCUGAAGGCCAACAUGACCAAGUCCCAAGCUGAGGUGGUUCUGAGCAGUUUUGUUGCAAAGGGCUGGCUGGUUAAGAGCAGACGGGGCCGUUAUUCGCUGUCUACUCGGACACUCUUGGAGCUGCAGCCGUACUUACGUUCCACAUACCCGAACGAGAUCAUCGAAUGUACAAUCUGCAUGGAGGCAAGACGCCAGAUGGUGACCCGAGGGGUUGCAUGCUACACCGCGCAAUGCAAAACACGCCUGCACAACCACUGCUUCGAGAAAUACCAACGGCGAUCGCAGAACUGCCCGGCGUGCAAUGAAAACUGGUCGUCGGAUGCGAACAGGAAGAAGCUGCUGCACGUCGGUGAAGGCGCGUUCAAGGAAGGGCAAGAUCAGAUCAAACGACACACGCGAAGAAAGAGCGUUGUCGAGAGCGAUGGUGAAGACGAAGACGAAGAGAUGUAUGCGGAGGCCGACCAGUCUCAGUCCCAGUCGACGCCGUCGCAACCGACCCAGCCCACUCCGACGCAAGCAGAGAGGAGCAGGAAGAAAGCGGUCAACGAGGAGAAAAGGGACGUCCUGGAGGAGAGCGAUAGCCCGCCUCCAAGGAGGCAGAAGCGCAAGGGCCGGCACCACUGA